AUGGUACUGGCCAUUUGUCCAUUUUCCCUCUUGGACUCCAACGAUCCUUCUGGCCAGACGCUCACUAGUGAAAUAGAUAACUACAAAAGAAGAGGAAGAUAUAUUGAAGGAAAGAUGGAUCCGCCCACGACUCCCGAGUCUGGACUCUUCCACCCGGCGAGGGAUUCGAUGCAGGUACACUCCGAGACGCACAGUGGUUAUACCUCUUCGAACGAGGAUCACUUCUCCGACGCGCCAGAGGGUCCCGACGCCGUUGCCGAAGUGGAUAAUGACAAAAGGCUACCGACAUCGCCGCCGCUGCCACCGUCAUUGCCUUCGAUACCGCUGGUGCUUGUCGAGAAGAUUGAUGAGAGGCCGAGUCACGGUGAGGUACCCGGCACAGGAGCGUUUGAGGGACGAACGGCGGGUGCGAGGCCAGACGUGAUACGCAUUCAACCAUUGCCAGAUCUGCUCGCUGCCGUUCCUAGGGCCUUCGGUGAUAAUCCUGAGGGCGAGGAGCAAGAAAAGGAGGAAGAAAGUAAGGGGGAAGUGGAAACAUCAAGAUCUGAUGUCCCCAUUACGAUUGUCGAACGAGUCGGUUCCACGCCCGCUCAUGGGGAAAUCCCCGGAACAGAAGCGUUUGCAAAGCGACUCGUCGACGCCGCGCCAGACGUUAUCCGAACCGCUACCACCUCGCCUAUUCCCACGACUGUGGUUUCUAUCGUUGACUCAGACAAGCCAUUGCACGGGGAGGUCCUUGGCACCGAGGCGUACAAGAUGAGGGCCGCGGAUGCUCAGCCGGACGUGGUGGUCAAGUGGAAUGAAGAGGAGGAUAAGAUUGCAAGGAGGGUUAAAAGUGAGAGGGAGAGGAUUGAAAAGUUGAUGAUGAAUCCUGGGAGAGCGAGAAGCGUGAGCCCCGGACAGGGGCCGAAGAGUGUAGCUCCCGCGGUGAAGGGGAGGGUGGACUCGGUUUCUAUUACAUUGCCAAUUGGGGAACCGGAGGGGAAGGAGGGAAAGGAGAAGGAGAUUAAUGGGGUUGAGAAAGGGGGUAAGGAGGAUGAUACGGUGAAGGAACAGCCGCUAAGAAGUCAAUCACCUAUUUCUUCACAGAAGUGUGGGCCACCCGUGCCUGUUGGAGAGCCGGAAAUCACUCAUGACGCCCCUAUUGGGGCUGGAGUUGAGAGGGCAAAGGAGGAGACAAAAGAAGUGCCUGCGGAGGAAUCGGGGGCAGAAGAUGCCAAGGAAGAAGUCAAGGGUCAAGUAAUAGAUGGUGUUAAUGCGGGAAAAAAUGGAAAGGUGGAGGAAAGGGAGGAGGAUGAAGCGGCAGAGGAAGAAGAGAAGGAGGAAACUACGGCAAAGGAAGAUGAAAUAAGGGGAGAGGAAGCAGAGGACGAUGAUGGCUUUGGAGACGACGACUUUGACGAUUUCGGCGAAGUUGUAGAGGGUGAGGAGUUUGAUGACUUUGGAGGAUUUGGUGAAGCAGAGGCCUUUGAGCCGCCGCCCGUCGAGGCGGCUCCACCACCUGCGCCUCCACAAAUUCCAGUUAUCCCUGUGCCGGUACUCGAUUUCGAGAGGCUAGAUGAUGAGGACACUAUCCGUCGAGCUGCUGCAGAGGCUAUGGCAAUAAUGUUUCCGAUUGACAAGGAGAAAUACAAAAGCAUUACUCCUAUAUCAAUAGACGACAAUGCAUUCCUCACGGAACGAAGCUUGUCACUCUGGAAUCAACUUUCCGCACCCCCGCCAUUACAACCACCUAAUUGGAAGAUGUCUCGGAUCCGCCGUCUCUUCCUUGUCUCCCUUGGUGUACCCGUAGAUCUGGACGAAAUCCUCCCAGCUGAGACUAAACAAAAGAAGCUAGUCCUACCAUCUGUCAACAUCGCACGCAAGUCGAUCGAUGAGAGUGCCGGUCGUAGAAAUUCACGUUCGAGAUCACGAGCACGACGGUCUACUUCCUCCAGUCGGAGGAAAAGUGGAGUCAUUGGGCCGGAAGCGCUGGACGUGCCGGGCGCUCGUAUCCUGUGCUCCACAAGUGAUGUUGCGCUCUGGGGCCUCACAGUCGAGGAGUUAAAAGAGCACAUCAAGAAACUAGAAUCAAUCACCUGUACCGCAAGUGAGGUACUUACCUACUGGCUCAAGAAGCGGGAAGGCGCCAUUAGCGAUAAAGAAACCUUCGAAACUGUCAUCGAGAGUUUGGUAGGGUACGCCCGGAAGAAGCGACAGAACGGCUAA
Molecule: messenger RNA, 2208 nt
Organism: Tuber melanosporum (Perigord truffle)
Lineage: Eukaryota; Fungi; Ascomycota; Pezizomycetes; Pezizales; Tuberaceae
Exons: 3
Coding region: 1-2208 (735 amino acids)
Source: RefSeq, a predicted model, not a curated record